This is a messenger RNA of Brassica oleracea var. oleracea, 796 nucleotides long. Its product is annotated as GEM-like protein 4. Bases 135 to 743 code for a protein of 202 amino acids. Lineage: Eukaryota; Viridiplantae; Streptophyta; Magnoliopsida; Brassicales; Brassicaceae. The record is from RefSeq and is a predicted model, not a curated record. The transcript has a single exon.
UUAUAAAGAAUGAGUCAAAUAUCUUCUCUUUUCAUUGCCCUAUAAAUACCUUAAGCCUCCACCAAACCAUUUCAUCAAUCAGCUUCAUUUUACAAAUCACACAACAUCAAGAUCAAUUACUCAAUCCUCUAAAGAUGAACAUGAGCAGAGUUGAUCAACAAGUCAUUACUUAUCCGGUAGGGUAUCUACCUGAUCCGGCUUCUAGUAAUACCAAAAAAUCAGUUGUUAAAAGGAAGAAAACUGAUGGUUUCACCACUGGAGCUAGAGACCAGAACAAGUUAAGACCAAAGCUAACCGAAACAGUGAAGAGAAAGCUAUCUUUGGGGGCUAAGAUUCUUCAGGUUGGAGGUCUAGAGAAGAUCUAUAAGCGGCUCUUCAGAGUCAAGGAAGAUGAAAAACUCUUCAAAACUUAUCAGUGUUACCUUUCCACUACAGCGGGUCCCAUCGCAGGCCUUCUCUUCAUUUCUUCCAAGAAAAUGGCCUUCUGCAGCGAGAGAUCGAUAAAGGUGGCUUCCCCUCAAGGAGACAUGAUCCGAGUUCACUACAAAGUGUCCAUUCCACUGCGCAGGAUCGAGAGAGUGAACCAGAGUCAGAACACGACGAAACCGUCACAGAAGUACAUGGAAGUAGUCACGGUCGAUGGUUUCGACUUCUGGUUCAUGGGGUUCUUAAGCUACAAGAAAGCUUUCAAUUGCCUUGAGAAAGCUCUUUCUCUGAGCUAUGAAGACAGUGAAGAACAAUAGUUAAAGCCAGUGUUUCUUAGAAGCUUUGGAGUUUUAGAAAUAUUUCAUUUCUU